Messenger RNA from Ziziphus jujuba (common jujube), 1728 nucleotides. RefSeq lists its product as uncharacterized. Gene Ontology annotation, molecular function: DNA-binding transcription factor activity. Lineage: Eukaryota; Viridiplantae; Streptophyta; Magnoliopsida; Rosales; Rhamnaceae. The transcript is spliced from 5 exons. The record is from RefSeq and is a predicted model, not a curated record. Gene Ontology annotation, biological process: regulation of DNA-templated transcription. The coding region runs from base 265 to 1386 and encodes 373 amino acids.
AAAAAUAAAAAUGAAAUGGUUUACUUUUUAGUUUCCAAUCCAACGCCAUACUUGAACGAGAAGAGAGAGAAAAUAGAGAGGGAGAGAGUAGGGAAGGUAAAGGAACGCUAGUUUGAAGAAGAAGAAGAAGAAGAAGGGAAAACAGAGAAAAACAAACCCUAGGAGAGAGAAAGUGUUCCUUCGAAUUCCAAUCCUCCCCUUUACGCAUUGUUAUUUAGAGAUCUUGAUUCUUAAUCCCUCAAAGUGACUGGUUGUGCUCUAGCUAUGGCGAAUUCUAAGGGAUCUUCAAACGUUAGAAAUUUGAUCAGCUCUGGAAAACACGCAUUACUUCCUCCAAAAAGUCCAUUUCCUAUUGUUUCCCCGUCAUAUGUUGAUUAUGUCCAUAAUCCUGCAAUUGGAUCAAAAGUCAUCCAGAAGCCUAAAGAGGGAAAUACACACCACCAGCGAACUUCCUCCGAGAGCAUUCUUGUAGAGGAGCAGCCUUCGUGGCUUGAUGAUCUCCUUAAUGAGCCAGAGACACCUAUACGAAGAGGAGGUCAUCGGCGUUCGUCAAGUGACUCUUUUGCAUACGUAGAUACAAUUAAUAUUUCAAACUUAGAUUAUGCAGCUCAGGAUGAUUACAAGUAUAAAAAUAUGAUUUCCGGACCCUCUUGGGGAUCUCAAGACUUUGAUCAUCAAAGAGAUUUGCGGCAUGCUUCAGUCUAUGCAGAAAUGAACUUGGCAAAGCAAAAGAAUAGGACAUGGGAGUCUUUGAAUGUUGCUAUUAGCCCAAGUGGCCUUUCUUCAGUUAAGGAUAACAUUGUUUGUCAGAGUUCUGGAUCUUUUUGCACGCAACUGGAAGCUGAUGGGAUUUUAUCUACAGCAAUCGAAAAGCAAGAUGUGGUUGAAUCCGGUCCACAUGAUUCGAAAACUUCUUCUGAGAAAAAGGACUGUUCUAAUCCUAAACCUUCUGCAUCUGAGACAGAUACAAAACGAGCUAAACAGCAAUUUGCUCAACGUUCGCGUGUCCGCAAACUUCAAUACAUUGCUGAGCUGGAGAGGAAUGUGCAAGCUUUACAGGCAAAAGGGACUGAAGUUUCAGCAGAGCUUGAAUUUCUUAAUCAGCAGAAUCUUAUUCUGAGCAUGGAAAACAAAGCCCUAAAGCAACGAUUAGAAAGUUUAGCCCAGGAGCAUCUUAUUAAAUACUUGGAGCAUGAAGUUUUGGAGAGGGAGAUUGGGAGGCUCAAAGCUUUGUAUCAGCAGCAACAGAAACCACAACAGCAACCAUCUUCUAGCCAUAGACGCACUAACAGCAGAGAACUUGAUUCCCAAUUUGCAAAUCUGUCUUUGAAACACAAGGAUGCAAAUUCAGGUCGCGACCCUGUGACAGGUCCAGUCCGCAUUUAGAUGUCUACUAAUUUAGCAGGAGGCAGGUUAUGCCACUUAUUUUCGCUCAUUGGCAUUCGCUGUGUCUGACCUAAUUUGUUGUUUCUCUUCUGUGAGAUAAGGCCAAGCUCAUCCAGUCUUGGUGUCCUCUCCCUGCCCAAUUUGUGCAUUUUGAUUUUCCCUGUUUUAUGCUCGUUAAGUUAAGUUAAUAUCAUCCUGUGCACCUGGUAGUCACAGCCAGAAAACCAUUCUAUUUCGGGCCAGGGACAUACCGGAGGUGAUGACUCAAAACAGUGUUUUGGUCUUGUAUGUUUAUGAUGCUCAUAAUUCAUAAAAUGUUGUAUGCACCAUUUUUUUUCCCCA